UGCAACAGCCGGUGUAUUCGCGCGCCCCUUUGUCUUUAUUUACGCGAACAUGUUUUUUAUUUCACUUUCAAUGUUUUCCAAUCGUAGCGUUUAGAUACAUGACAGGUUAGACAAAAGCAUGUGUUAAGGUCGGGUCACAACAAAAAAGCGAUAUUCCCAAACGCACAUGAAGGCCUCUUGACUUCAGAGCAGAGACGGAGAGAAGGAAACACGCCACCGACUCUCCACGCAGGGACCCCCCACCAGUACUACCUUCAUGUAGCCGCUCGGUUUACCAACUCCUGGGCUGUGUGGGGGAUGCGUGAUUGCAUUCUGUGAGCCGGAGGCACGAGCUUCUGACCAAUGAUGGGAAACCUGCUGUUCUGCCCUUGGGCUCCACUGAGAUGACCCCAGGUGAAAUGUGGAUGACGGUUUGAGCCAGGGGAAUUCAACAUUGGGGCCAAGAUAUCCUCCCACCGAGCCAAAAAGAAUCCUGUUCUAGUUCACCCACACACACCCACACACACUUCCAAUCAGCCGAAGCAAUGGCGAUGCCAGGACCACUGUUGGCGUGCCUGUGUCUGAUGUGGGUGGGAAGCUGCAGUGCCCACAGCCUUUUUACCUGCGAGCCCAUCAGAGUGCAUCGCUGCCUGGGGUUGCCCUACAACAUGACCUUCUUUCCCAACAUGAUGGAGCACUACGACCAGGAUAUUGCAGAAGCUAAGAUGGAGCCGUUCAUGCCCCUAGUAGGGAUGAAAUGCUCUCCAGACGUCCACCACUUCCUGUGCCAAGCCUUUGUCCCAGCAUGCACCGGGGACAACAGGGUGAUCCGUCCAUGCAGAGAGCGGUGCGAGUCCGUCUUGUCGGACUGCAAGGAGGUCAUCCGGGUCUUUGACAUCACCUGGCCCCCCGAGCUACAGUGUGACAGAUUGGAGCCAUGUGGCUCUCCCGGCGGUCCGACGCUCCCCGCGACCACCGCCAUGAGCUCCUCCUCGGCAAAGCGGGACCUGGGCUUCUGGUGCCCGCUGCAGCUGAAGACCAAACCGGGCUACGGCUCGUCUUUCCUGGGCGCCCAGGGCUGCGCUCCGCCUUGCUCCAACAUGUACUUCAAGCCCCACGACAUCGAAUUUGCCAAAAACUUCAUCGGCGUGUGCUCCGUCAUCUGCUUGGGCGCCACGCUCUUCACCUUCCUCACGUUCCUCAUCGACGUCAAGCGCUUCCGCUACCCGGAGCGGCCCAUCAUCUUCUACGCCGUCUGCUACAGCUUUGUGUCGCUCAUUUACUUCGUGGGCUUCCUGCUGGGGAACAACGCGGCGUGCACCGGAGCGGCUCUCCCCGCCGGCGUGGACACGGUGGUGCUGGGCUCUCAGAGUAAAGGCUGCACUCUGCUGUUCAUGCUGCUCUACUUCUUCUCCAUCGCCGGCAUCGUCUGGUGGGUCAUACUCACCAUCACCUGGUUCCUGGCAGCGGGGCCCAAGUGGAGCUGUGAGGCCAUAGAAAAGAAAGCGGUGUGGUUCCACUCUGCGGCGUGGGGGAUCCCCGGGGCGCUGACCGUCAUGCUGCUGGCUCUCAACAAGGUGGAAGGGGACAACAUCAGCGGAGUGUGCUUCGUGGGGCUCUAUGACCUGGACGCCCUGCGCUACUUCGUCCUGGCGCCUCUGUGCGUGGGCGUGGUGGUGGGCCUCUUCCUCAUCCUGGCGGGCAUCGUCUCCCUCAACCACGUGCGGCAGGUGAUCCAGCACGACGAGCGCAACCAGGAGAAGCUGAAGAAGUUCAUGAUCCGCAUCGGCGUGUUCAGCUGCCUCUACCUGGUCCCGCUGGUCACCCUGUUGGCCUGCUACACCUACGAGCAGAGCCACCGCAGCAGCUGGGAGAACACCUGGAUCCACGACCGCUGCCAGGAGUACAGCAUCCCCUGCCCCUACAAGACUCAAGAGCACGACCGCCCCGACCUCUCCCUGUUUCUGGUGAAGUACCUGAUGACGCUGGUGGUCGGGAUAUCUGCCUCCUUCUGGGUCAGCAGUAAAAAAACCUGCUCUGAGUGGGCCUACUUCUUCAACAGGACCCGCAAGAGAGACCCCAUCACCGAGAGCCGCCGGGUGCUGCAGGAGUCCUGCGAGUUCUUCCUCAAGCACAACAGCCGCGUCCAGCACAAGAAGCAGCACUACAAGCCGAGCUCCCACAAGCUCAAGGUCAUCUCCAAGUCCAUGGGCACCAGCACCGGCGCCGUGCCCACCAACGCGCCCUCCGCUGCGGCCGCGCCGGGCAACCACGAGCCCCGCGGGCACGGCUCCCUGUCUGAGGCCUCGGCGAGGGAGCACCUGGACAGGGGCACCUCCAGCCGGAGCUCCAGGAGGGGGGACAGGGAGAGGGACGGGGGGGAGAGACGCAGCAAAGGGGGGAGCUCCUGUAAGAUCAGCAGCCGCUCCGAGAGCGUGCACAGAGUCCCGGACGGGAGGAUGACUCCGCGCAGCGAGUUUUCCGAGGCCCGGCACGGCCCCGGUGCACAGCAGCACCCGGCUUUGAAACCGUCGCACAGCGCCGCCGAGGAUCCCGCCCGCCCACGGGCGCACCCGAUGCCCGAAGACAGCAAGGAUGCAAAGGACAGCGCCUGCUAAGACGUCCCAGAUGUGUCCGUCCUUGACUGCCCCCUCUCGUCUCACGUGCCUGUGCGUGAUGGCGUUGGCUGCAUCACAGUCAGCGAAUGAUCCCUGCCAGCAUAUUGUCACAUACCUCGAGUAUUUAAAAUGUGGUGUGCUUGGACCAUAAUGUGGGUUCAAAGCAGAGGGUUAGUAUAUUUAUAGUGGUUGUGCCCUUUAGCUUUACUGAGCUUUUGGACCCAUUGCUAUAUAACGAAAUGUUGCAGCAGCUCAGCUGUGAUCCACCCAAACAACUACCAACAUGAUGGCGGGGAUUCAAACUUUAGGUCAACUGUUUCUUGUAGUUGUAGUGCAAUGACAUAGGACACAUCUUAGAGAAUACAAUGAUUAUGUAAAUAUUCUAUUUUGUUUUUAGAAGCCGAGUCUCUCACUGGACUAGUCGCUACACUGAGAGUUGUGCUAAAAGUCAUGAUAUUGCCAAACGUACUACUUAAAGAAAAGACUUCCUGGGGUAAAACCAUUUUUAAAUGUCUUAUUGUUUUUUCUACAACCUCAUCUGGUGAUACAUGCAAUGCUUCUUAACUGCUCCUUUUGACAAAGGCGUAAUCUUAAACAUGACUUGGUUUUCAAACAAUGUUGAAUUUUCAUGUUUUCUUUCAAAGAGCGUACUUUCACUUGUGUUUUUUUUGUGUUCGAAUGGUUUCUACAGCAACAACCACUUACUUAUGGUGCUGACGUGUCUCUUUUUUAAAGAAGUGAAUUUGGCUAAAGUAUAGCUUUAAAGUUUUCCACCAGAAUGUGUUUUCCUAUGAGUAGCUCCUUACCUUCAAAGGACUUCAAAGAAGCUACAGAUGUUGGGCACAUGGGAUGCGUGUGUGCGUGUGUGUGUGUGUGUGUGUGUGUGUGUGUGUGUGUGUGUGUGUGUGUGUGUGUGUGUGUGUGUGUGUGUGUGUGUGUGUGUGUGUGUGUGUGUGUGUGUGUGUGUGCGCGUGUGCGCGUGCGUGCAUGGGUGCGCAUUCAUAUGAUUUAGGAUCCAAUUGAGGAAACAAAUGAAACAGGCUUUGCACUAUUUGUUAAAGAAGCACAAACCACUAAUGAUUAUUAAAUAUUCACAGACAGAAAAAAGGAGAGAAAUUGUGGCUUUGUUCAGGACUUUUUCAUAGCAUAUGGUCACGGAUCAUAAUUUCCUCCUUAAAGUGCUUCCAGAUCACCUUCUGGGAUUUGUCCCAACGUGCUGUGAUCGUCUAAAGGAUGUAUUCUUCAUUUGAGGUUCUGUGCCUUUUUAUAUUUGGGAGAACUAAAGGGAGCUCUCUUCACCCUUUGCUGUUCCACCUGGAUAUUCUUAUUCUGCCAUGUGGAGGAUUGUGUAGUGUAGUCUAUGAAAUGCUCUAUACGUUUUUUGAGCCAUUUUUACUGUUUAUUUUUUACGUAGCCUCAUCAUGUCAGCUGUAUUUUGUAUCAAUCCAAUUUAAUUUUAAUAAAACAAAUCAUUA
Molecule: messenger RNA, 4072 nt
Organism: Pungitius pungitius (ninespine stickleback)
Lineage: Eukaryota; Metazoa; Chordata; Actinopteri; Perciformes; Gasterosteidae
Gene: fzd6
Product: frizzled class receptor 6
Exons: 8
Coding region: 525-2597 (690 amino acids)
Biological process (GO): non-canonical Wnt signaling pathway; canonical Wnt signaling pathway
Cellular component (GO): plasma membrane
Molecular function (GO): Wnt receptor activity; Wnt-protein binding
Source: RefSeq, a predicted model, not a curated record